Molecule: messenger RNA, 1311 nt
Organism: Kalmanozyma brasiliensis GHG001
Lineage: Eukaryota; Fungi; Basidiomycota; Ustilaginomycetes; Ustilaginales
Product: Bile acid:sodium symporter
Exons: 1
Coding region: 1-1311 (436 amino acids)
Biological process (GO): antimonite transmembrane transport; arsenite transport
Cellular component (GO): plasma membrane
Molecular function (GO): antiporter activity; antimonite transmembrane transporter activity; arsenite transmembrane transporter activity
Source: RefSeq, a predicted model, not a curated record
AUGUCGAGCGCAACUCUGCCCACAUUACAGCCCUCGCACGAGCCGUCGACGAGGAGCAAAGCCUCCACGCUCCGCGACGACGACGUGUCCUUGCCCAACGAAGACGGCCUCAUCCUCGACCCCAAUGGCGGCGUACCCAAGCUUCGGUCUGCUCUCCAAGAUGCACGCGAUUCGACCGGUGCAGCCAAGACCAUCCUUCUCUCGCUCGGUUGGCUCGACCGGCUCCUUUCCCUCUUCAUUAUCCUCGCCAUGAUCCUCGGCGUCAUCAUCGGCAAAUUCGCCCCCAACGUCCAGUCGAAUUUGGCCAAGGGCAACUUCCGCGGUGUCUCCGCCCCACUCGUCGUCGGACUCAUCGUCAUGAUGUGGCCCAUCUUGACAAAGGUGCAGUACGAAAGGCUGCCACAGAUGUUUGCAACGAAACGAUUGUGGUACCAGCUAGGCAUGUCGUUGGUGCUCAACUGGCUCCUGGGUCCCUUCCUCAUGCUCGGGCUGGCCUGGGCAACACUGCCAGACCUAGACGAUUACAGGGUGGGCGUCAUCAUGGUCGGUCUCGCUCGCUGCAUCGCCAUGGUCAUGAUCUGGAACAAAAUCGCUCGGGGUGACUCCAACACCUGCGCCAUCAUCGUCAUUGUCAACUCCUUGCUCCAGAUCGUGCUGUAUGCGCCUCUGGCGGUGCUCUUCAUCAACGUGAUCAGCAACGACGACGGGUUUCGAUUGGAUUAUUCCGAUGUGGCCAUCGCCGUGGCUGUCUACCUUGGCAUCCCGCUCGCUGCAGGAGUAGUGACACGACUCCUCGUACUCGGUCUCGCCGGCCAGGACUUCUUUCAGAGGAAAUUCCUGCCCUUCUUCAGCCCUCUCUCCCUACUAGCACUGCUAUACACCAUCAUCAUCAUCUUUGCUGAACAAGCCCAGCACAUUCUCGAUAACCUCGGCCCGGUAUUCCGCACCUUCGUACCGCUGGUGCUCUACUUUGCGCUCAUGUGGACGGGAUCCUUCGCGCUCAUCUGGUGGCUGUCGGUGCGGUACGGCAAGACCGAGUGGGGGUACCAGAUGGCCGUGGUGCAGGCGUUUACUGCGGGGAGCAACAAUUUCGAGUUGGCCAUCGCCGUGUGCGUGGCCGUGUUUGGCGUUGGGUCGGACCAGGCGUUGGCUGCGACGAUUGGGCCGUUGGUCGAGGUGCCCGUGCUGCUCGUGUUGAGCUGGGUGGCCAUGUUUGUAGGGAAAAGGUUGAGGUGGGAUAGCGGGUUGGAGGCGAGCCAGAGGGAGAGCAGGAAGAGGAGAGAGGCCGAGAAGGCGGAUCUGGAAAGGUAG